Messenger RNA from Penicillium argentinense, 4032 nucleotides. RefSeq lists its product as uncharacterized. The record is from RefSeq and is a predicted model, not a curated record. Bases 1 to 4032 code for a protein of 1343 amino acids. NCBI's taxonomy places the organism in Eukaryota, Fungi, Ascomycota, Eurotiomycetes, Eurotiales, Aspergillaceae. The transcript has a single exon.
AUGGACACCCCAAAGCCUCAUGGACCGGUGGAAUUGGCAAGUCUUCGGACAACUGUUGAUAUUCAGACCCUACCACCGGUGACCACUGCCACUCCACUCAUCCCGUCAGCCAGCACGCCUUCGACCAGAUACUCGGAGUCUCCUGGCGUGUGGAGUCGCGGUUCGACACCCACUUCACUCUCGUCUUAUUCACCCGGAAUUGUGCAUCCGACAAAGAUCGGGCGACUGAGACAGCCCUGCCCGUCGCAGACAAGACUGUCCGUCUUCUCACCACCAGCCACGACGGCAAGUCCGCAGACCGCCAGCGUCGAACAUGCCGAAUCCAACUCGAGAAAGACCCCACCCCAUCGGCCCACUGGGCUUCCCAAGGGUAAGAGCACGACUACAACUAUUCAAAGACAACCAAGUACCAAAUCUAUUGCAAGCUUGAAUGGCCCGCCUCAUAGCCCCCCGCAAAGAAGGUCAUCGGUCAACUUCAGCCCACCAAAGAGGGCCGAUAUCGAUGUGGAAAAGGCAAGGAAAGAGGUGGAGGAAGCCGAGCGAGAGCUCUUCAACGCUCAUCGACCGAAAGAAAUUGCUUCGGGCGCUGAGGUCAGCGUACCGAAGACUCCCCCUCGACCGAGCAGAGAAGGAACCCACCGUUUGGAUCUGGAGGCAUCACCCGUGAUCAAAAGCAAUCUACCAUACCUAAGAUCGACAGGGCAUACGCGCCGUGAGUCUGCAGAGAAGAUACGUCUACAGGGCCAGCAAAAUACUACUCCUCUCCCAAGUCAACCUGCAGCUGCGUCGACGGAUCCUUUGCCCUCUAAAGAUUUGUCCCGAAUUCCGUCGCGAGAGGCAGGUCCUCCUGUCAUGGCUCGGAAAGCGCUUCGAACAUUGACAAAAGAGCCACCUGCGGAAAUGACAGACCCAAGGAAGACCACAUCUUCUUCAAAAAGAUUUGGUCUUUUCUCCAAGAAGUCGAAGCCGGCCAUGGAGGAGUCGGCGGCCGAACAAACUCGCUCCACACGCAAAGGACCAACUGCAGGAACUGGACACGAGGGUUAUGGGAAGUACUCGCAUCGUGGUCGGAAAGCGAGCGCUAGUAGCAGCACCGGCACAAGGACGAGAUCGUCUAGCACCACUAGAAGUGCGUCGCGCUCGGUUGCGAGCAGCAAGGGAAGCAUGUCUAGCCGCCCGGAUCUGGAGCUCGACGACUUCUUUUCUAGUCGGCUUGAGCCUGUCAUCAUUACAGGAGGUGGCAGGGAGGGUUCUACGCUCUCGCGAACUGAGAGCGAGCAGAGUAUCAGCAGUAUGAGUGUGGCAUCUUCGAACCUACCUCGUCCGACGCCGCUUACAUCCUCCACUGCGCAAUCGACUGAGUCGCUGGCUACAUCCACGAGUACAUCUGGAGAGACGUACACCCCGACUAAGAAAGGCGCGAGCGAGCCGACUGACAGCAAGAGCCCAGAAAAACGUCUUCUAGCCACAGCUUCUACCCAUGGUCAGCCUCAGAAGUCACGGAUGCCCGUCCCCACGGGUAGAAAGCAAGUGGUAUAUGCCAAUCUCGACGCCGCAGUGAGUCGCACGUCUCUUUCGAGCCAAGGAACCUCUUCGACCAUUCCGCAGAAGUCAAAUGGUAUCCCGAACCAGUCGAUCCAAGUUAAAGAGCCUCCAAAGCCCGAGGAGACACAAGUGAAGAAGUCCAAGUCCUCUCGAUGGAACCCAUUCCAAAAGAAUCGCGGCAAUGAGCCGAAGGGCCCCGCUCCGACAGCACCAGCACUUCCAUCCCACGCAGCUCAACUGCAUGCGGCUAUUUCUCCUGUUGCAAGCAGUCGGCAAGUUGCUCACUACGCAUUUGUUGAUGAGGAUUCUGAUGAGCUUGAUCGAAUCAUCAGCAACAUCCAAGACUCCCCGCCAACCGAAGAAGAGGUGGCAGCCGCUCCCGUGCCAGUUCCUGCAGGGUUGAAUAUCCAAAAGCGACAGCCGUCGAUCCUGCUGCCUUCUCCACCCAAGAUGCAUGGCGAGUUUGAUAAUGAGCAUCCGUCGCCGAAGACUGCCUUGUUUAACCGCAACAUCAUGGGACCAGAACCUGAGAACAGCCCCGAAGAUCGCCGUCCAAGACGACUUGCCUCCGUGGGCCGCAUUCCAAAGGUAGUUUCGAGACGUGACCGAGAACAUAAACCAGUCUUGCAGUCUUUCUCUCGCCCCUUCAGCGUUGCCGAGUCGCCUUCCCUUCCGGCGCCAACAUUGGAGAAUGUUAGCCGAUCUCCUGAUUUCAAUGGAUCACCAUCGACUUCUCGGGGGUAUAUCCCAACAAGUGUACCGUUUGAGUGGAACCAUAGAUUCAACCCAGCCUUCAGUGCCCCCGAGCAGAUCAGCGCUUUGGACUUUUUGGCAGGACCUUACUCGGCCGAUGACUUCCUUCAUUUCUCACCUCCACACAAGGACUCGGUGUCAUCAAGCAGCUCUGGCGCCCUUGCUGCUGUCACUGCUGUUGUUCCCAAGCACAAUGCCGCCCCAACCGAAGAUGAAGUGUGGAAUGAGUAUGAUGACCUGAUCGAUCAUCUCUCUCCCGAAGAGCCGAAGCCUGAUCAAUCUAGCAACCCGACUACAGAAGAUGGAAGAUUCCAAAAUGCAACCAUGGCUAGCAGGGCGCUCCAAGAUGGACUGAACAACAGCCCAAGAUCGCUUCAACCGCCACCAUUGCCAACAGGACACGAUUCGAACCGUGACAGCGGUGAUUCUGUCCGCCUUCGCCGCUCCAGAAUUGUUUCCGCUUUGCACUCCUCGAUUGCUCCCUCGACUCAGCCGUCCUAUAGCGAUCUUAUUGCAAGCUAUGGAGACGAAGAGCAUCCUAGCAGCCCCGUCAACACCAGCCAGGACUUCUCUGAUCAAGUUCAACAGCAGCAAUCGACAUUCCUGCACUCGCUCGCGGCGGUGCCGCCCUCAAAGCCAAAGUCAGAUGGACGGAAGCCGAUUCCUGGAUCAUCAGAGCGAGACUGGGAUGCUGUGACUCGUACCAACAUGCGAUCUGCUUCCUUGAUGACUAGCCGCUGGCUGUCGUUUGGACGUGUUCUUUUCAGCCCAGCACACAACCAUGUCAAGUCCGGAACUCACGGCAGGAUUCUCGUCAUUGAUGGUCUGGGGAACGACGACUGGUCAUUUUACUGCUCCUUGACCUACCCCGAUGCAGAAGUAUACAGUCUGAGUGGUCGACCUGUCUCGACAGCCAUGCCUCAUCCUGCCGCAUGGCAACCCCCGACGAACCACCACACAGUCUAUCACGCCGGACUACAGAACCCCUUGCCAUUCCCAAAGGACUACUUUGCCGUGGCUGUGUUGAGAUUCCCCGCAGCAACUUCUGAAGCAGUCCAGAACAACAUUGUCCAAGAAUGCAGACGAGUUCUGCGGUCAGGUGGCUAUCUCGAAAUGAGCCUGCUGGACCGAGACAUGGUAAACAUGGGAAUCCGGACUCGCAAAGCCGUGCGACGGCUGAAGGAAAUGACCUGCAUGGCCAACUCCACAAUCAACUUGAGUCCAACCAGCGAUAGCAUCCAGCGCUUAAUCGGCACCCAAGGAUUUGACAAUCUCCGCCGCUGCAUGGUCCGCAUUCCCGUGGCAGGAAUGGUCGUCCGAUCUUCUGACUCGACAACAUCCUCCUCAAACCGAUCUUUCUCUGCAUCCGCCACCACCCAAUCGACCGGCUUCUCACUACCCUCCAUCUCUGCCUCAACCACGACAGGAAGCCGAACCGCAUCCAAGUCAUCACCCUCAGAGGACAACAUUUCCCUCGGAGACCUCCUCUCCGACCCUUCUCCCUCUGCCGCGAACGACGAGUCCAUUGCCAAAAUUGUGGCUCGUGUCGGUCGCUGGUGGUAUACCAAGUGCUAUGAAGACCCAGUUCUUCCCGACACCGGCGACAAUGGUCCCAGCAUGUGGAAUGACCGCAAGACGCUACGCGAAUGCCAGAAACUAGGCACGGGAUUCCGCAUGUUGAUUGCGUACACGCAAAAGCCGAGCGAGGUGAAGCGACGCACAGCGAGUGUUUAA